Messenger RNA from Helianthus annuus (common sunflower), 538 nucleotides. RefSeq lists its product as uncharacterized. NCBI's taxonomy places the organism in Eukaryota, Viridiplantae, Streptophyta, Magnoliopsida, Asterales, Asteraceae. The record is from RefSeq and is a predicted model, not a curated record. The transcript has 2 exons. The coding region runs from base 58 to 444 and encodes 128 amino acids.
AUUAACAACGGGGAGAAUAAUAAUAAUAAUAUUAAUGUAAGUGAUGAGACAGAGACUAUGAAAAUGGAGGAAGAAGUGAUGACAGAUGUUAAGAGUGAUACACAGACGGAAAAUGUUGAAACUGUGCAAGGAGAUGAAGAAAUAACUGAAGGUCAGGAUGUUGUUGAUGUGGAGAAACUUGUUGGUGUUACGGAAGUUGACGACGCAGGAGAACCGGUGGAGGCAGAUGAGGAUAAGUUGGUGGAUACGGAUGUGGAGAGUGAUGAAGAGAAAGCAGGGGCGGAAUCACCGGAGCAGUCUGUUAAACCCGGGGGUGCCGGGGGAAGAAACGGAAAAGAGGAGGGAAGACGCCACAGGAUACUCCGAAAUCUAGUGGUGGAGGGCGGAAGACGGUUGAGGAGGAGGAUGUUUGCUUCAUGUGUUAUGAUGGUGGAGACCUUGUGAUAUGUGAUAAGCGUAAUUGCCCUAAAGCUUAUCAUCCUGCUUGCAUUAACCGGGAAGAGGCUUUCUUUCAAACUAAGGGUCGAUGGAAUCGUGG